Cryptosporidium muris RN66 is the source of this 1629-nucleotide messenger RNA. RefSeq lists its product as uncharacterized. The record is from RefSeq and is a predicted model, not a curated record. The coding region runs from base 1 to 1629 and encodes 542 amino acids. The transcript has a single exon. NCBI's taxonomy places the organism in Eukaryota, Apicomplexa, Conoidasida, Eucoccidiorida, Cryptosporidiidae. Gene Ontology annotation, molecular function: acyltransferase activity, transferring groups other than amino-acyl groups.
AUGGAGCUAAAGGUACUAGGAGAGUCCCAAAGCAAAUAUACUUAUUAUAAUUGUAAAGAACGCCUUUAUGAUAUAGAUUGGCUAAAGAUAGUAGCAGUAUGGCUGGUUAUAUUGGUUCAUGUUAUUCAAUAUCUUCGGAUACUAAAUAUUAAUAUUUCAGAAACUCAAAUAAUUAUUUCUACAAGAAUGAUUGUCUUUUUUCUUCAAUUUGGUAUGCCAAUAUUUUUUUAUUCUUCAGGUAGAGUUAGUUUCAAACCACAAAAUUUCAAUUUCUAUACUUUUCUCAAAAGAAAGGUACUUAGACUACUAGUACCUUUAGCUAUUGGAUAUUUUACAAUAUUACCACUAACUCACUAUAUAUCUUUUGGCAGACGUCCAUGUGUAAAUUAUGUAGAUAUUUCAAAGUGUUCCUAUUUUGAAUAUUAUAUAGAAUAUAUAAAGGGUUUUUCAUGCCAUGGUUUUGAGUGGUUAUGGUUCUUGUCAUUACUGGCGAUUACUAAUAUAUUAUUCUAUCCUUUUGCAGUUAUAUUAGCAAAUACGAAUGCAGAUCUGAAUAUCAAGAAUAAUGAUGUUGGAAUAUUAACAUUUGUAUUUUGUUUUCUAAUAUCUAUAUGUUUCGGUCCUAUUAUUGCUUUUUGUUAUGAUUUAAAUCCGAUAUUUGCAAUUGGUCUUUCACUUCCUUACAUAAUUACUGUGAUAUCAUCAUUUGUAAUGAGAUAUUCCCUAAUUAGGAAGAAAGAGUUAUUAUAUUUAACUGCUAUUUCUUUUAUUUUAAGUACUUUAAUUAUAUCAUUUUAUGGCAAUAUUGAUAACUCUUCUCAAAGAAAUAAUAACUUAUCAAAUGCUCUUCGAGGUACUUUUUCUCAAAUAACUACUUACAAUAAAGGAAUAAAUAUAUCUUUUAGAAGGGGAAUUUUAGUUAAUCUAGAUGGUAGGAAAAUGUUUUUAGCUAUUAUAUACUAUAUAGCUUUUUUUGCAGUUGGUUAUAUAGAUGGUACUAUCAGAUAUAUAAAUAGUAAUGAGUAUUCUCAAAUAUUUUAUUACCAAAUAGAAUCUGAGAAAGAUAAAGAAAAAGUGAAUAAUAUACAGGACCAUAAUUAUCAACUAUUAUCCUACGCAAAAACUCAAUUAAAAUUGAGUCCAGUUCGCUCAGACCUAAGUAUAGGUAUAAUUGCAAGUAUUCCAGGUAGUUUCCGACCAUUUAUUAUAUUUAUAUCUGUAGCUCUUGGAAUUCUUAGUUUAAGCUUAAAAUUCAAGAAUAUAGGAUAUAUGUGGUCUUAUCCCCUUUAUAAGGAUUCACAAAGUGCGAUGCUAUAUGUUACGGGUUCAUGGAUCUUUGUUUUUGGACUAAGUCUAAUAUCUGAGGCGUAUAUGAACUCAGAGUUCAAUCCAACUCUUUAUAAACAUUUCAUAAUAUCUUCAAUCAUAUUUUAUAUAGUUCAUAUGUUUUGGCUUGAGGCCUGUAUUUCGUAUUUGAUAAUCCCCUACAACAUUCCCUUUGAUUACUCUAUUUUCAUUGUAUUUAUAAGUGUUAUUGGACUCUGUUCUCUAUCUUAUCUUCUAUUCACUAAAGUUAUUGGCUUAUGUACUCUUUUUGGAGUAAGUAUAAGCUUGUCAGAUAAUAAAUAG